Molecule: messenger RNA, 945 nt
Organism: Xylaria bambusicola
Lineage: Eukaryota; Fungi; Ascomycota; Sordariomycetes; Xylariales; Xylariaceae
Product: putative 3-oxoacyl-reductase FabG
Exons: 3
Coding region: 1-945 (314 amino acids)
Molecular function (GO): oxidoreductase activity
Source: RefSeq, a predicted model, not a curated record
AUGUCGGAUAACGCGAAGCAAAGAAUUGCUGCGAUCGGCAGCCACCUAUCGCCGCCGAGCAGUGGCUCGGGGAGCUUUGAGGGUAUACCUAGUAUUCAAAAGGUCGCCGGCAAGUCUAAUGGACCUCGUGUGUCAGGCAAAGUUGUGAUAAUUACAGGUGCCAAUUCGAUCAUGGGAAUAGGUCGAGCGGCUGCGCAUCUCUUUGCCGAAGCUGGCGCGAAAGCCAUCUAUACCUGUGAUUACGACAGUAAACAUCUCGAAACCCACAAGCGCGAAAUUGCCUCUUUGUACCCUGCCGUCGACGUUCACAUCCGACAAUUCGACGCAGCCGACGAGCAGGCGGUAAAGGCUGUGGUGGAUCACGCUAUGCAAAACUACGCGAGGCUGGAUGUAUUUUUCGCCAAUGCCGGCAUAGUAGGUCCCAUGGCGCCUUUUACGGAUAUCAGUAAGGAGGACUUCAUGAAAGUAAUAGAUACCAACACCGCUAGUGUAUUCUUAGCCGCCAAAUAUGCAGCGCCUGCUAUGAUGAAGACCUCGUCGGAGAAAAUAUCAGCCUCCGGAAGUAUUAUCGGGACGGCCUCGGUGGCGGGUCUAAGGUCAAAUGCUGGCUCGACCCCAUACUCUGCCUCCAAGGCCGCAGUUGUCUCGCUCGCCCAAUCAAUUUCAUACCAGCUCUCUGACACAGGCGUUCGCAUCAACUGUGUCUGUCCUGGCCUAAUUGAGACUGGAAUGACGGCUCCAACCUUCGCCUCUGCUCGAGCCCGAGGUACAGAGAAGAAGCUUGGGCAGCUAAAUCCCUUGAAGAGAGCGGGUAUGGCUGAUGAGGUGGCAAGGGUCGUCUUGUUUCUAGGAAGCGAUGAAGCAAGCUACGUCAAUGGUCAAGCCUGGGCCAUCGAUGGCGGACUGAGCGCCGGACACCCUUACGUUCUUGGGAAGAUGGCUUAA